AUCUUGUUCCCAGGGGCAGUUGGCGGAAGAGAUCGCGCUCCCCGGUCGCCGGCUCGCAUUCUGCCGGGGGUUCUCGCGGCCAGCGUGUCGGUGUCUGCUCGUGGCCUGGGGUCCAUUUUCUGGCCCCCCCACCCGUUGCCUCCCCCACCCGGCUGGGGCACAACUAGGCGGCCCCUUCCGACGGCGUUCCAUGGAGUAGGGUCCCGGACCGUUGUCCCGAAGAGCGAUAUUGAGCUUGGUCCCCUCCCCCCUCCCUUCUCUUUCCCUCCUUCGGUCGCAACAUGGCUAACAACAGCCCCGCGCUGACAGGCAACUCGCACCCUCAGCACCAGGCGGCCGCAGCCGCGGUCCAGCAGCAGCAACAGUGCGGCGGCGGCGGCGGCGCCACCAAGCCGGCCGUCUCGGGCAAGCAGGGCAAUGUGCUGCCGCUGUGGGGCAACGAGAAGACCAUGAACCUCAACCCCAUGAUCCUGACCAACAUCCUGUCGUCGCCUUACUUCAAAGUACAGCUCUACGAGCUCAAGACCUACCACGAGGUGGUGGACGAGAUCUACUUUAAGGUCACUCAUGUUGAACCAUGGGAGAAAGGAAGUAGGAAAACAGCAGGCCAAACAGGGAUGUGCGGAGGGGUUAGAGGCGUUGGGACAGGAGGAAUUGUUUCUACGGCAUUUUGCUUAUUAUACAAAUUAUUUACUCUAAAGUUAACUCGUAAGCAAGUGAUGGGUCUUAUCACACACACAGACUCUCCAUAUAUUAGAGCCCUUGGAUUUAUGUAUAUAAGGUACACACAGCCCCCUACAGAUCUGUGGGACUGGUUUGAAUCUUUCCUUGAUGAUGAAGAGGACCUAGAUGUGAAGGCUGGUGGAGGCUGUGUAAUGACCAUUGGAGAGAUGCUACGGUCUUUUCUCACAAAACUGGAGUGGUUUUCUACCUUGUUUCCAAGAAUUCCAGUUCCAGUUCAGAAGAAUAUUGAUCAACAGAUUAAAACCCGGCCUAGAAAAAUUAAGAAAGAUGGGAAGGAAGGUGUUGAGGAAAUUGACAGACAUGCUGAACGCAGACGUUCAAGGUCUCCAAGGAGGUCGUUGAGUCCACGGAGGUCCCCAAGAAGAUCCAGAAGUAGAAGCCAUCAUCGGGAGGGCCAUGGAUCAUCUAGUUUUGAUCGAGAAUUAGAAAGAGAGAAAGAACGCCAACGACUAGAGCGUGAAGCCAAAGAAAGGGAGAAAGAAAGACGAAGAUCCAGAAGUAUUGAUCGGGGCUUGGACCGCAGGCGAAGCAGGAGUAGGGAGAGGCACAGAAGUCGCAGUCGGAGUCGUGACAGGAAAGGGGAUAGAAGGGACAGGGACCGGGAAAGGGAGAAAGAAAAUGAGAGGGGUAGAAGAAGAGAUCGUGACUAUGAUAAGGAGCGAGGUAAUGACCGAGAAAAGGAGAGGGAGCGGUCCAGAGACAGGUCCAAGGAACGGAGAAAUAGGGGCGAGGGAGAAGAGAAGAAACAUAAAGAUGAUAAAGAUGACAGGCGCCAUAGAGAUGACAAAAAAGAGGCCAAGAAAGAGAAAAAACACAGUAGAAGUAGAAGCAGAGAGAGGAAACAUAGAAGUAGGAGUAGAAGUCGCAAUGCAGGAAAGCGAAGUCGGAGUAGAAGCAAAGAUAAAUCAAGUAAACAUAAAAAUGACAAAGAAAAGUCAAAUAAACGAAGUAGAAGUGGCAGUCAAGGAAGAACUGACAGUAUUGAAAAGUCAAAAAAACAUAGCCCCAGCAAAGAAAAAUCUAGAAAGCGUAGCAAAAGCAAAGAACGUUCCCACAAACGGGAUCACGGUGAUAGCAAGGACCAGUCAGAUAAACAGGAUCGUCGAAGGAGCCAAAGUAUAGAACAAGAAAGCCAAGAGAAACCUAAAAAAGAUGAGACUCUGUGACAUUUUUGUAAAAGUGGAUCACAUUGAAUCCUAUAAAUGUUUGAUUAAAUCUGCUUUUUUUCUCCCUCUCUGAUUUGAGAUUGUGCAGUAGUUACACACUCUUCAAGACUUUAGACUGCAUUUUCAUUUCCUCUUUUGUGUAGGGAAGUGCCUUUGUAAUCCCAUUUAUUGCAUUGAUGUUCUCACCUAAUAUGUUGCGUUUGACACAUGAUGCACAAUUAUUCUUGCAUUUCUUACUGUUUUGUUUUGAAAUGUAAAGUCUGUAUAUACGUCAGAAAAAUGUUUUAAUUCCUUUGGCAUGGUUGCCAUGUUAAAUUUGUAUAAGGCAAUAAACUGCCACUAAUUAUAUUUUUGUUUUGUAGGUGUGGGAUUAUGGUUUGUGUACUGAAUUUAGCAUGGCUGUGCUUUUUGUAAUAGGAUGCUAAAGACUUUGAGAAUGAAUAUUGAUUAUAUAUCAUAGGAAAAUUACUUUGUGCAUUCAGUAUGCACAAAGACAGCAUUUGUAGGAUUAACAUUCUUGUCCACUGUAUAUUAUCUUGGAAGGCUCUUGUUACUAUGUUGUAUUCUCACAGUUAACUUUUAGAGAAUAUGUAUGAGAAAUUACUUUCUGGUGCAGAGACUUCAAUUAGGCUAUGGUUUGAUCAAAAGUCCUUUUAGCAUUCUACCUCAAAGGGACACUGUUAGUAUGCCUACAAUUUAUUCAUUUAGUUUUCCUUUAUUUGAAGCUACAUGACAUGUAAUCUUCCCCCCCCCCUUUGAAUUUUCCGAUUUUAAAUUGCUGUAUUAAAGAACAAAGUUAAUGUCUAAAGCCCAGCAUUCUUGCAGCAACCCUGUACUAACUGAACUCUGAAGAGGGUGGGACAACCUCAAGCUUCCAAAGCAUUUUUGUAAAUGAAAAAUACUUAAAUUAUGAAACAGCUUGAUAACGUCCUUUUUUUUAAAUUCAGAACUUUUUUAUUGAUAACGAAGACUGCUGUUUGCGUAAAAAAACUUUAUCUAGAAGAGAAAUAUUAAAAGUAAUGCUGUGCUGCAUUAUUUAAGACUAUCAGCAAAUUAUUUCAUAGAUUGUUUUUCUGACUUGUAUUCUGAUUAUAGAGAACCAUCAUGAGUGUGGAAUAAAUACUGGAUUAAAUCCUUUAUCCUGGGUGUUGGCUUCCCCCCCCCGCCCCCCGCUGUUAACAUUGUAAGGCAUUUUCUAUUGCAAAAUGAUGAAAUGAUAGCAGAGUAGCACCUGAUAUAGAGGGAUGAUGUCUCAGCUUCCCAGCGAUGGUAAAUUUUAAAGAUAAACACGUAGACCAGAAUUGAACAUGUGGUAGUCAGUAAUCCUUAAUCUUAAUGACAAUACCUUUUAGUGUGGCACUAGGGUAAUGCUUUCAUUGUGUGAUUAAUUUGUUUCCCAUCAAAGGUGAUUAUUG
This is a messenger RNA of Elephantulus edwardii (Cape elephant shrew), 3325 nucleotides long. RefSeq names its product pre-mRNA processing factor 38B (gene PRPF38B). The record is from RefSeq and is a predicted model, not a curated record. The transcript is spliced from 6 exons. Gene Ontology annotation, cellular component: precatalytic spliceosome. Lineage: Eukaryota; Metazoa; Chordata; Mammalia; Macroscelidea; Macroscelididae. Bases 282 to 1910 code for a protein of 542 amino acids.